Messenger RNA from Acipenser ruthenus (sterlet), 3074 nucleotides. RefSeq names its product tyrosine hydroxylase 2 (gene th2). The record is from RefSeq and is a predicted model, not a curated record. Gene Ontology annotation, cellular component: cytoplasm; axon; perikaryon. Gene Ontology annotation, molecular function: tyrosine 3-monooxygenase activity; iron ion binding. The transcript is spliced from 12 exons. Gene Ontology annotation, biological process: dopamine biosynthetic process from tyrosine. The coding region runs from base 181 to 1581 and encodes 466 amino acids. NCBI's taxonomy places the organism in Eukaryota, Metazoa, Chordata, Actinopteri, Acipenseriformes, Acipenseridae.
AGUAAGCAGUAGUUUUUUUAAAUGUUCUUUUAAAACAACAUUUUAACAUUCUAUAAACCUAGGCUAUUCAGAAGUAACUUUCAGUGUAAAAUAAAUCCUGACCUGUGAAACCUGGCAAUCAUAAAGUGUCUGAUUGCAAUUUUUUUAAAAUACUUUUUUUUUUUUAUCAAACAAACCUCAAUGAAGUCCGACGUUCAGAGUGUCCAGCAUUACACAAGCAGGAGGCGAAGUCUGAUUGAAGACGCCAGGAAAGAGAAAGAGGCGGGAUCUCCAACAUCCACCAACACAGAGGACGGUCUGGUGUUCGAACUAGAGAACGAGAGAGUCACCUUAAAUAUAUUCUUUACUCUCAGGAAUGCAAAAAACGCAGGUUUAUCAAAAACUGGCAAAGUUUUCGAGACAUGUGAAUCCAGGAUUCAUCACAUUGAAACCCGACCAACCAAAAAAUCAAAAAACAGCGUGGAAGAUCUGGAAUUCUUUAUAAGAUGUGAGGUGCACAGUUCCGAUAUCAACAUUUUAAUAAAUUCACUCAAAAGAGUAGCCGAUGACGUGAAAACUAGCAGAGAAGAGAAAGUACCCUGGUUUCCAAAAAAGAUAAGAGAUCUGGACAAAUGCCAUCAUUUAAUUACCAAAUAUGAUCCAGACCUAGACCACGAUCACCCCGGCUAUUCUGACACGGAAUACAGAAAAAGGAGGUCGUUCAUUUCAGAAUUAGCUUUCAACUACAGAGAGGGUGAACCAUUGCCGAGAGUUGAAUACACACCAGAGGAAAUCGCUAUUUGGAGAGAAGUUUACCACACUCUAAGCAAUAUAUACCCUACACAUGCCUGCAAACAAUAUUUGGACGCAUUUCAACUACUAGAAAAGCAUAGUGGAUAUAGAGAGGACAAUAUUCCGCAACUUCAAGACGUCUCCAGAUUCCUUAAAGAAAAGACUGGGUUCCAGUUACGACCAGUUGCGGGGUUGCUGUCUGCAAAAGAUUUCCUGGCAAGCCUGGCAUUCCGUGUCUUUCAGUGCACUCAGUAUAUCAGGCAUGGUUCCUCGCCCAUGCAUUCACCGGAACCUGAUUGCUGUCACGAGCUUCUAGGGCAUAUCCCAAUGUUGGCAGACAAAGAAUUUGCACAGUUUUCACAGGAAAUUGGGCUGGCCUCACUGGGAGCUUCAGAUGAGGACAUUGAGAAACUUUCAACUCUAUACUGGUUCACAGUUGAGUUUGGACUCUGCAAACAAAAUGGGGUCAUAAAAGCAUAUGGGGCUGGCCUUCUAUCCUCCUAUGGAGAACUUUUGUAUGCUCUAUCUAAUGAGCCUGAAUACAAACCUUUUGAUCCUGAGACAACUGCAGUACAGCCAUACCAAGACCAGACUUACCAACCUGUUUAUUUUGUCUCAGAAAGCUUUGAAGAUGCAAAAACCAAAUUACGACAGUAUUCUUCAAAGAUCAAGAAAGCUUUCUCGGUUCGUUAUGAUCCCUUUACCUGUAGUAUUGAGGUUCUGGAUAAACCUCAGAAAGUGAAGAAUGCACUCAAUCAGAUGAGAGAUGAGCUGAAGAACCUCUGCUUUGCUCUGGAAAAGCUAAGCUGAGCUGAACGCCAUCUCCAUGGUCAAAAAUAUAUUGUAAAAAUGUGCUUAGUAAACCAUGUUCUGUAUAGUUUUAAAUGGUUUUACUUUGUGUUAAGGAGCUCCACUGCAGCCACUGAUGAUAGCAUUAAAAUAUUGUAAUUCACUAGAAGAACAACAAAACAUAGAUGAAUGAACCCUUUACACUUAACCCACCAUUCCCAUGCCAUGAUUGUUAAUAAGUUAAAACUAUUAGAAACAAUGUAAAGUAGAUACAAGUUCUGUUGAAGUGUCUUUUAGUUGUUCUAAAUGUAUUGUCUACAGGAUUUAGGGUUCUACUUGUUAAGUAUUAAUGUGCCAGCAAAUACAUUGUUGCCCAUCAUCACUAAUGCUAUAUGACACGGCCGUGCUAUCUUAGAAUUUGUGAUCCAUUUUUAAAGAUGGGUGAAUGUUAGCAACCACUGCCUGGUCCUUUUUGCUUCACAUUAAAAGUUAUUUCUAUGUGUAGCAGGUGGGACAUUACGACCCUGGGGAGGUGGUUUAGCCUUAGCCUUAGAUUAGUGGUUAAUUAUCACCUAAUUGCUUUUACCUAUAAAACGCCAGGUCUGGCUGCCUUUAGGAAAGGCUGCUUAGUUUCUUUAAUCCUCUCCUCCUGGUCUGCUGUGUUUUCCGAUCGGAGUUCCAUGUGCGGAUUGGUAAAUUGACUGCGCCACUUCAUCCAGUGCAAUUUCAUUUUAUUGCUUAAUGGUUUGUUUGUUUUAAAUGUGCUUUUUAAUCUUGCCUCCUGUUUGUUUAGGAUGUACGUGUCUGUUUGUUUGCACCAUCUGGAGGUACUGUUUUAUUUAUAUAUAUAUUGAUUUCUUUAUAAACUGUGGGUGGUAUUAUUUUGUAAUCCUUGUUGUUUGUGUUUCUCUUACCGUUGUUUUGUAUUUUAUUUGAUUGUUAAAUUGUAUUUACUGUAUACUGCUUCUUUUGACAGUUUGUUUAUUUAUUUUUGUUUCUUUGAUUUUCUCUCUCUUACUAGUGUGCGCUGUUACGGUGCCUAGCUCACCGACUAAAUAUUAAUACUAAACAAUUCUCGUUGAGAAUACCCUUACAAAAGCUACCGAAGAUGGUUUUACUCUGGGUGUUGGAACUCUUUUCCUCCAACUGCACUAUCAAUCAGGAUAAACUGUCACUUUAAACUGAGUUUGUGUGCACGUUAUCAUUUGAUUAUUAUGGUUUAAAGAAUUGUAUUGUGGUUUGCUUUGGUUUUGCUUGUGUUUGAGUUUUACUUUACUUGUUCACUUUGUUUUUGUUGUGUGUGUGUGUGUGUGUGUGUGUGUGUGUGUGUGUGUGUGUGUGUGAAUUUAUUUUUUCUAUUUUGAAGUUUACCUGAUCGGUGUGUGGUCAGAGGGAGUCUCUAAUAGAGCUACAGCUUACAUUCUCGGCACAUUUUGAUGAGCAUAAACAUACCUUUGUUAGCUAGUAAAGAAGAUUCUGUCUGAUACCUGAUUCAAUUCUUAUUUCACUCGAUA